GGUACUUAGAAGCAUUCGGAGCGCGCCGCGUUCCGUACGUCCGUAGAAUAGUUUCAGCUCUCUUUUUGUGCGAAGCUAGCGGAUUGAUUUGUAAUUGAAAAGUGUAAGCGCAUUAUUUCAAAAUGGAGGGCGACAUUUGGGGUCAAAUGGCUAUUGAAGCCAAUCAAAUGUACCUGGACGAUGGUAGUUCAUCGCCGUUUGCCGGCACGACAAUUGAAAAGCUACCAGAUAAAGUUCUACUAAACAUCUUUUCGUAUUUAAGUCACCGGGAGAUUUCUGGCUUAGCAACCAUUUGUAAAAAAUGGCGUCUUGUUGCAUACGACAGUCGUUUAUGGAAGUAUGUUUCUCUGCGACCGGAAAUCUCUGGCCUUCAUGUUGGAUCUUUAGAAUCGUUGCUUGCAUUGGUUUCUGUUCGAUUUGGACCUUCUUUGCGGUACAUUGAGCUACCAAUCGAAUUGAUCACAGCUACAGUACUUCAUGAAUUGGCUAAUAAAUGUCCCAACUUGACACAUAUGUUGUUGGACUUUUCUACCGCCAUGCAACUUCAUGACUUUUCUGAACUACAAGCUUUUCCUACCAAAUUAAAGUAUUUGUGUAUCUGUUUGUCGGAAGUCAUCUUCAUGGAAGGUUUCAUGAGAAAAAUCUACAACUUUAUCAAUGGUUUGGAAAUAUUACACCUUCUUGGUACCUACGAAAAAGUUGAAGAAGAAGAGGAAGAAAUCUAUGAAGUUAUUAAUGUGCAUAAGAUGAAAAGCGCAACGCCCAACUUGAGAGUUAUCAAUCUGUACGGGAUUAACUUUGUUGAUGACAGCCAUAUUGAUGCCUUUGGUUCCAAUUGCAUUCAGUUGGAAUGUUUGGCUGUUAAUUUCUGCGCUAAAGUAAACGGAUCUUGUAUGAAGACUCUUUUUCAACGUAACAGAAGACUUAAGUGCCUGCUAAUGAACGGUACCAGUUUGCAAAGUGAACACCUCAUGCAAGUUGAAUGGGAAAAGUGUUCUCUGCAAGAGUUCGACAUUACUGCAACUGACUUAAGUACAGAGUGUCUCAUUGACAUGUUGACAAGACAUCCAGGUUUGAGAUUCUUUAGUGCUGGACAACUGAAUGGCAUGAAUGAUUCUGUGUUAAAAGCUUGGAUGGAACAAGGAAAUCCUAAAAAUCUUGUGGCGUUAGAUUUGGAUAGCUCUGAUAAUUUAACAGAUGACGCCCUGUAUAAGUUUUUGUCCAAACAUGGAAGUCAAUUGUGGGGAUUGGGUCUUUCUGGAAUGGCGCAUAUCACAGAUUCUCUAUGGCAGUCAAUUUUACCCAUCUUAAAGAAUGCUAAAAUAUUCAUAAUGGGUACUCAAGAACGUCUCAUUGGUAACAUCUUAGUAGAUCAACUAAUGGAAAGCAUUUCCAAUAAUUGUCCCUUAAUGGAACGUAUUGAAUUACGUUGGGACCCGGAGAACUUACGUUUCUCUGAUAAGAGUCAAAAAGCGAUUGACACCAUGCGUGUGAAAUGUUUAAAAUUGAAAGCAUUAGUACUCACGGAUGGGCGUUAUUAUGAAAUUGUCAAAGCUAAUUUUGAACGUGCUGACAGGAUGACAGUGGUGCGAACAUUGACCAAUUGCCGAGUAUCGAACUACUAUUUAUUGCAAAAUUAUAAGGAGUUUUUCUUUAAUUAACAUUUUCAAUACAUACUUAACAUUAACAUUUAGCCCUUUGCUUUAAAUGAAUGUUUAAUUUAAUACUAUAUAUAUAUGUAUAUUUCUAAUGGAAGGCACAGGUGAUGACAAAUAAAUUUACGAUCAAA
Molecule: messenger RNA, 1789 nt
Organism: Dalotia coriaria
Lineage: Eukaryota; Metazoa; Arthropoda; Insecta; Coleoptera; Staphylinidae
Gene: FipoQ
Product: F-box/LRR-repeat protein FipoQ
Exons: 7
Coding region: 123-1661 (512 amino acids)
Biological process (GO): positive regulation of protein ubiquitination
Molecular function (GO): protein binding
Source: RefSeq, a predicted model, not a curated record